UCUAUCACUUAAUCCCACGGUCCAAACUCCAUUCUCAGACCUCUCCCAUCUCUCUCUCUCUCUCUCUCUCUCUCUCUCUCUCUCUUCUCCUCUUCCUCUCUCACAUCGGACCAAAAUUUUCUCUCUCCUAGUUUCUCCAAUGCCGGAGAUCAUACAUAUAGGACCCGUUUUUCACAGGAAAUUAUGGCUAUGUCCGAACAACAGUCGCAUAGACUUGUACAGAUGCGGUUUCCUCGGUAAUCGAUUUAGGGUUUUAAACCAAGAGCCGGCUCAGCCGAGUCGUUUAUUCACCAGCUCGGCGUUACGUCGCCCGAUUAACAACGUAUACCGACAAUCUAGGGUUUCAAAGAGAUUAGACGUGUUCGAUUUAUGGGGCAACCAUGGUUGGAGGGAGAGUAGUCGUGGUAGUGGUAGUAGUAGUAGUAGAAUUCACGCCAACGGCUCGCGCGAACAGGAGUCGGAUUCCAAGGCGAGUUCUUCGGGUGGGGAAAAGAGCGAAACGAAUACGAAUACGGCCGCGGAGAGCAAAGGAGUCGGCUCGAAGCCGUCGACCUCGAGCCCCUCGGAGAAGAAGAAGAGCGGGAAAGGCGGGUGGUGGAACGGCCGCGGGGGUGGUAAGGGGCGGUGGCAGCCGUUAAUUCAGGCGCAAGAAACGGGGGUAAUGCUGUUGCAAUUAGGGGUUGCUAUAUUCGUAUUGAGGUUGGUUAGGCCCGGGAUUCCGUUUAUGGGGUCAGAGCCAAGGACUCCAACCACGUACGUCAGCGUUCCUUAUAGUGAUUUCUUGAGCAAGAUUAAUGGUAAUCAGGUGGAAAAGGUCGAAGUUGAUGAUUUUCAUAUAGUGUUUAAGUUGAAAUCAGAGGCAGGGGGUAGUAGUAUGGAAAGUGAGUUGGGUCAAAGUAGUCGUAAGUUGCAGGAGUUGGAGUCGUUGUUCCAGAGUGUCGCCCCGACUAAGCGGAUUUUGUAUAAGACGACUCGUCCGAUUGAUAUCAAGACCCCGUAUGAGAAGAUGGUUGAGAAUGAUGUUGAGUUUGGGUCUCCGGAUUAUCGGUCUGGCGGAUUCUUCAACUUUGCGUGGAUUGCUUUGUUCUAUGUUGCUCUGCUUGCAGGGUUUCUUCAGCGCUUCCCUUUCAGCUUUACUCAGCAUAAAACUGGUCAGCUUAGGAAUCACAAGUCUGGGAGUUCUGGUGGUGCAAAAGUUUCUGAACAAGGGGAAGCUAUCACAUUUGCUGAUGUUGCAGGUGUCGAUGAGGCUAAGGAGGAGCUAGAAGAAAUUGUGGAAUUUCUCAGGAAUCCAGAUAAGUACGUACGACUUGGUGCUCGUCCUCCCAGAGGUGUUCUCCUGGUGGGUCUUCCUGGGACAGGUAAGACUCUUUUAGCAAAGGCUGUAGCUGGGGAAGCUGAAGUACCUUUCAUAAGUUGUUCUGCAAGUGAGUUUGUAGAAUUGUAUGUUGGCAUGGGAGCAUCCCGUGUCAGAGAUCUCUUUGCACGAGCUAAGGAGGUGGCACCAUCAAUCAUAUUUAUAGAUGAGAUUGAUGCUGUGGCAAAAAGCCGUGAUGGUAAAUUUCGUAUGGCCAGUAAUGAUGAGCGAGAGCAGACCUUGAAUCAGUUGCUCACUGAGAUGGAUGGGUUUGAUAGCAACUCUGCUGUGAUAGUUCUUGGAGCCACCAAUCGCUCUGAUGUCUUAGACCCCGCACUUCGCCGACCUGGGAGAUUUGAUCGUGUUGUUAUGGUGGAAACACCUGAUAGGACUGGAAGAGAAUCAAUUUUAAAAGUACAUGUUUCGAAGAAAGAACUUCCUUUAGGAGAUGACGUUGAACUUGCUGAUAUUGCUUCUAUGACUACUGGAUUUACGGGGGCAGACCUUGCGAAUUUGGUAAAUGAGGCUGCUUUGUUGGCGGGAAGACAAACUAAAAUUGUUGUGGAGAAAAUUGAUUUUAUUCAUGCUGUGGAGCGAUCAAUAGCUAUGGAAAUGGCAUCUGUGAAAACUACUUUGACGACAAUUGUGUGCAAGAAUGGCAGCCAUUCGAAUCUCUCAAAGUUUCCAAACACUUCAUUCUUGCAUGGGUUUGAUGCGAGGGGGAAUGUUGCAAGUAUGCAGAAGAAGGAAACAUAUCCCACUACCGUCCUGGUCCCCAAAGCCACAUUAACGUUUGAUGCCCCAGCAACCAAUGCGGAGAAGUCUAGACAGAGGAAGCACACAGUUGAUCCUUCUGCCCCUGAUUUUCUCCCGCUUCCUUCUUUCGAACAAUGCUUCCCAAAUAGCUCAAAAGAGUACAGAGAAGUUACUCAUGGACCAUCUGGUCAUGUGCUCAAAGUUCCAUUUCGGCGGGUCCACCUAUCUGGGGAUGAACCCCAUUUUGACACUUAUGACACCAGUGGCCCCCAAGACAUAAGUCCUCGCACCGGACUUCCCAAAUUGCGCCAAGAGUGGAUUAACAGGCGGGAGAAGCUAGGUGGACCAAGAUACACCCAGAUGUUCUAUGCUAAAAAUGGAAUUAUAACAGAGGAAAUGGUAUUUUGCGCUGCUCGUGAGAAGCUUGACCCAGAGUUUGUGAGAUCAGAGGUAGCCCGUGGUCGUGCAAUCAUCCCUUCCAACAAGAAGCACUUAGAGUUGGAGCCAAUGAUUGUUGGAAGAAAUUUCCUGGUGAAAGUCAAUGCAAACAUCGGGAAUUCUGCUGUGGUGAGUUCCAUAGAGGAAGAAGUUCACAAACUUCAAUGGGCAACGAUGUGGGGUGCUGAUACUAUUAUGGAUCUCUCUACCGGUCGCCAUAUCCAUGAAACUCGUGAGUGGAUACUCCGCAACUCAGCUGUGCCAGUGGGAACUGUGCCCAUCUAUCAAGCACUUGAAAAAGUUAAUGGCAUCGCAGAAGAUCUAAACUGGGAAGUUUUCAGAGAGACCUUGAUUGAACAAGCUGAACAAGGUGUGGAUUACUUCACAAUACAUGCUGGAGUCCUGCUUCGAUACAUUCCUUUGACAGCUAAGCGAAUGACUGGAAUCGUUUCCCGUGGAGGGUCCAUUCAUGCAAAGUGGUGCUUAGCUUAUCACAAGGAGAACUUUGCUUAUGAACACUGGGAUGACAUACUCGACAUAUGUAAUCAAUAUGAUAUAUCGCUUUCGAUAGGUGAUGGGCUGAGACCUGGGUCAAUUUAUGAUGCCAAUGAUACUGCUCAGUUUGCGGAGCUCUUGACUCAAGGAGAACUGACGCGUAGAGCCUGGGAAAAGGAUGUACAGGUUAUGAAUGAAGGCCCUGGACAUAUACCCAUGCACAAGAUCCCUGAAAACAUGCAAAAACAGCUGGAGUGGUGUAAUGAAGCACCCUUCUACACUCUUGGACCAUUGACAACCGACAUUGCCCCUGGGUACGAUCAUAUCACCUCAGCCAUUGGGGCUGCCAAUAUUGGUGCUCUUGGCACUGCACUACUCUGUUAUGUGACACCAAAAGAGCACCUUGGCUUACCUAAUCGGGACGAUGUCAAAGCUGGAGUUAUAGCAUAUAAGAUAGCUGCUCACGCGGCUGAUUUGGCAAAAUGUCAUCCGCACGCUCAAUCGUGGGACGACACACUAAGCAAGGCAAGGUUUGAGUUUCGGUGGAUGGACCAAUUUGCAUUGUCAUUGGACCCCAUGACUGCCAUGUCAUUCCAUGACGAGACCCUGCCGGCGGAUGGUGCAAAAGUGGCGCAUUUCUGCUCCAUGUGUGGGCCCAAGUUCUGUUCCAUGAAGAUAACUGAGGAUGUGAGGAAGUAUGCUGAGGAGCAUGGUUAUGGGAGCGCUGAGGAAGCUGUGCAGCAAGGAAUGCAUGCUAUGAGUGCCGAGUUUCUGGCUGCUAAGAAAACAGUGAGUGGGGAGCAACAUGGUGAGGUUGGUGGAGAAAUCUACUUGCCAGAAAGCUACAUAAACUCUAUGAAGAAUUAGAGGACGACAUGGAGCAGGAUAAAUGGUCUGGAACUUCUUGGAGCACUGGAGGGUAACGGCCAAACGAGAAUAAGGGGUGAUCUAUAUGAUCUUCAAUUUCAACCUGUAGCUUCUGGCCGUUUGGCCAUGAGAGGAAGGCAGGUCAGGCUGAGAAAGUCCCUUUGAACCUGAACAGGAUAAUGCCUGCGUAGGGAGCGUGCAUUUUGUUUUCCGUGUUUUCUGUGCUUCCCGCAGGGAUGGAGAGCUUUCAUCCAUGGUUGUUUGGGUAGCUGGUUCAGCAUCAUGGCCAGGCUUUAUCUCUCAUGUGGCUGGGAAGUAACUGGAAAUGACUAUAUUCCCCAACUUUAUGCUUUAUUUUGAUGCCUUAGUCUUAGUUUAAACUGGCUAAUUAUCAAUCUUUAGAGGUCUUUGUGGCAUCACUUGUGAAUAAAAUAACAAUUCAGAUUGGUAAAAUCUCUUUCGAUAAUAAAAAUGUUGAUUAGAAAACUGUGCAAUACCAUUUCUUUCUCUUCCAAAUUUUUUCUUUCCAGUGCCAAAAUUUUCACUCGGGCGUAAAUGUAAGUUAAGUGCCACCCAGCCAACAUAAAGAAGAACUGCUUCUCAGACUGUAAUCUGUAAAAGAUAACUCCCCUACAAUCCAAUCUUUGACUCUUACUGUGGUGGUGAGAAAAUUGUAAAUUCCUAUAUCAAUCUCAGUAACCUUAUUCCAGUGUUC
This is a messenger RNA of Rhododendron vialii, 4628 nucleotides long. RefSeq names its product phosphomethylpyrimidine synthase, chloroplastic. The record is from RefSeq and is a predicted model, not a curated record. Gene Ontology annotation, molecular function: iron-sulfur cluster binding; carbon-carbon lyase activity; zinc ion binding. Bases 140 to 3913 code for a protein of 1257 amino acids. NCBI's taxonomy places the organism in Eukaryota, Viridiplantae, Streptophyta, Magnoliopsida, Ericales, Ericaceae. Gene Ontology annotation, cellular component: chloroplast thylakoid; membrane. The transcript has 16 exons. Gene Ontology annotation, biological process: proteolysis; thiamine biosynthetic process.